Molecule: messenger RNA, 1544 nt
Organism: Olea europaea var. sylvestris
Lineage: Eukaryota; Viridiplantae; Streptophyta; Magnoliopsida; Lamiales; Oleaceae
Exons: 6
Coding region: 154-1152 (332 amino acids)
Source: RefSeq, a predicted model, not a curated record
CAGCAAGUUCCACACACCUAAACGUCACUCUUACACACACUCCAUUUCAUUCAGAAAAUACUUCAAAAAUAAUUGAAAUCUUGUUCAUGCUGUAAGUAAUUAUUAUCUCCAUCAGCCUUAUCGAGUUCUAAUUUCUUGAAUUGAUCGACGAAGAUGGCGGGAGUUGCAAUUGUACUAGAUCUAUUGAGGAAGAAUCCGGGCUUGAAUGGCCAAACCCUUCAUUCCUCCGGUCUAUUUUCAUCUACUGUCGCCGCUUCAGCUGCCGCGGCAUCUGUCGCCGCCGGAACCCCUUUCGCUGCCAGGGCUUUCUUCGGUGACAGUGUGUCACGAGUUGCUCACUGCGAUGCUGGUUCAGCACUAAACGAAGAUUACAUUUCUAGUCUACGGACAGCAUCUGGAAAUAUCUUUCUGAAGGAUUCUUUGAAUUAUAAUACUAAGGAGUACAGUAUUGAGUUGAAACCUUUAUUCUCGGCAUUUCACUGGAGAACUCUUGCAUUGACAUCCCUGAGGUCGUUCCUGUUAUUCUAUUUGCCUCUCAUUGAGCCCCGUACAAAUAUGGAAGAUGACGACGAAGAUGAAGAUUUUCUACAGGAAACUCAAGGAGAGCGCCAUGUAGAUUUGGUCGUGCCUUUCAAAAAAUCGGUGAAGCAAAUCGUUCGCGAGAGCACCGUCUUAACCACAAGACGCAUUCUUGAAAGACUUGCAGUUCAUUAUAUCUCUCAGCGUAUGGCCUGGAAACUCCUCAAAGAUGUUCCAAAAUCAGCCACGCGCAAGGCUCAGAGGGGAAUGUCAACUCCAAUAUACAUUUUCAGCGUUAGCAGAACAACCUUCAGAGGACACUUCCUUGGAAUUUUAGCAUCGUGGCUCGUCCAAGUCGGAAUUGAUAUUUAUCGAUUCUUUUCUUCUGUGUCUAAAUCCGAAGAGGAGACCAGUGAGGUUGACAAAGCAGAACAAGUUCGAAUUCUUGGAAAGAAGGUUUAUGGUGUCACUAUAAGAUGUGGUUCGUCACUUAUAUUUGCAUCGGUUGGGGCCGGUAUCGGAGCUGCACUGUUUCGUCCUUCAGCGGGUCAAUGGAUUGGUUGUGCAUUGGGGGAUUUGGCAGGACCUGUUGUGGUUGCAUUUUGCUGUGAGAAACUUCAUAUAGACCUAUAGUUAUUCUGCACUUCUCAGUGGAAUAUUAAUAGUGAAUUGAAAAUUUGAUUGCCCUCAAUUAAUUAAAACCCUUUUUUUUUUUUUUUUUUUGCUGACCUUAUCCUUCAUGUUUUUGGUGAGGGAAAUCUCCUCCAAGCAAGUGGACUAGUGAAUGAAGAUAAAAUUGGUUGAUAUACAGUGUUUUUAUAAAGGAUAUUUGAUGUAGGGAAAACAUUUGUGCUGUGUAAACUUUGACUUUGACAUUGUAUGAACAAUAUUUGAGGCAGAAGGAUUGGUUGUUAAACAGUCGUAGGUUUGUGAGCUCUGCCAUUAGGGGUAGGUGUAAUCAGUUUCACUCUGACUGUCAUAUCAGUUACGAAUAUCAUGUCAAGUUGGAAGCGGUAUUUAGUCUA